Molecule: messenger RNA, 2750 nt
Organism: Aspergillus alliaceus
Lineage: Eukaryota; Fungi; Ascomycota; Eurotiomycetes; Eurotiales; Aspergillaceae
Exons: 1
Coding region: 215-2026 (603 amino acids)
Source: RefSeq, a predicted model, not a curated record
CUUUUCUUAUCCAUCUAUUUUAGCCUCGUCGCCGCCUCCUACAUUUGCUGUUGUCUUAUUUAUUUAUUUUCCUUCUCCUUUGCCCUCGCCCUCUGUAUACUGGUUCUAUACAUUCGUCGAGGAAUCCUGCAUUAAAGAACUGCGCGGGGAAAAAAGAUCCACUGCGAUCGAUAAAGGCCUCUCUUAUCUCCCUCCAACCAUUCCACAAUCCACCAUGGCCUUUCGCCUCCCACCACCAGUUCCCCGCCGUCAACAUUCAUACUCGACCUCGCAACCCCCCCCUCCUCCGGCCCUUGAGGUACCGCAGAGACUUGAGAACGAACCCACUGAGUGGGUACUCUUCUCGCCCUCCCAGCCGUCAGCCGACGCCCGCACGCACACGACCUCCACCGAACGCACUCCACGCACAGUUGCCGCCUCCCGCUUGAGUGAUUUUGGCUCCUUUGGUACUCCGACGCGCUCAGCUUGGGGACAGGAUAAUGGUGACCUCGAUGAUGCCCUCGAAGAGCCGUUGGACGAGGAUGGCACCGAAUUAGACAGUCUGGAUGACGGCCUACAUGCCUUCCGGGCGCCUUCGGUGAACGAAGAGUCUUCCAAAUGGGACCAAGGGACACCGGCUGUCCUCCCCGCGCAUGAUGGACUAGGGAGUUUUGAGGCAUCGGCCCAGCCGGUACAAGACCAGUUGUGGCAGCAUGAGCAAUAUAAUCCUCACCGGCGGCCUAUGCUUGGAUCCCGGCGAUACUCGAGUGUCCAACGUCAGUUGGACUCGGUGGAGGAUAACGAAGCUAUAGACAUGGAGCGGGAACGAUGGCAGCGGAUUGAGAAGUGGAGGAUGGAUCAGAGCCGGGCGCUCUUGCAGGAGGUUGAGAAAGAGACGCGUAGACGGCGCAAUAGCCGCGUCAGUAGGCUGGGUGAGCCCGCGGUUUCUCAACCUGAGCUUGCGAGUAUGGACAGCACUCUGGAGCUAUCCAAGGAAGACGCGUCUCCACCCUCUACAGUAACCGAGGGCGAUGAAGAUGAAUCUUUGUGGCGAAGGAUCACCCGCAAAGUCAUUCGGGACCUCAUCGGUAUCGACGAUUCAUUGCUAUUCGCUCUUUUUGGUGAUUCCCUACCAGAGACCGAGAGGGAGACAUCUGCUGGGACAGAUGACACUUUCCACAUGAAUGACGCCCUCAAAUCGGAGCUGGACUCUGCCCCCGACGACCACAGCCACUGGCAGACUACGCUACUUCAGCGCAUUGCUCGAGAAUUAGGAAUCCUUGUCCAUCAGCUUUGUGAACAUCCAGGAGCCUUCACAUCCUAUCUCAGCCUGACAAGCGAGAUCCCCAACCAGUACGCCGGCAUGCCUCUCAGGUCGUUACCAGAAGAGGGCGAGUCCCAAGUCCGCCCUGAAUCUGCAGUCCUAACAGCCUCACAGGAGCUGGCAAGCAACAGGGAUUCGAUGCUAUCCCCACAAUUUUCUCCUACUAUUCGUGAUCCCCAUGGCCGAGAGCACGCCGCACAGUGGGGCAUUGAAGAUGAUGACCUGAAUCGGAAUUCUACUACAGAGCCAUUAUCCGAGUCGGUGCGUCUUCAGCAGGAGAAGGAAUACUGGGAACGGGAACUCGAUGUUAUGAUGGUCUUCCGCUAUCUUCGCAAUCGCUUCAGUCGUCGAAGCGGCAACACUGAUGCCCACCAACCCCCUUCACGCCGACCCCCGCAAGAUGCAUCCCGACGCGCCGCGAUCAUCCGUCAGCACCACCCACUAGUAGCACGAGCACACUCCCGCUCUCAGGCUCAAAUGCGACGCCAGUCCCAGCACUCCAUUAAUCAAUCAAACCAGACUGGUGUCUCAUCUCCUAUUUUACGCCAACAUUUCCGCCACUCCAGUUCUAGCUGCGGUCAGAGCGCAAAGCUCUCUGGUAUUUCCAGUCGCCGCACCCUCACUGGCUCCAGUCGGAACUACUGGGACAUUGGUGGCAGUGUAGACAGCGGAAGUGCUAUUGCACCUGUAGCGGCUGGUGCUGGGACUUGGGGGGACGUCUAGUCACUCACUCACUACCUAUCUAGGGCAUAUCCACACAACCUACAAUCCAUGACAUUCUCAAGUACCUUCCCCCUACUGCCACUCACUUUUAUUGCAUGCUGGCCAUCAAUGUUUAAUUUAAUAGGGCUGCUUCGUCCGAAGACCAGGAGUUUCUAGGGUACUGUCAUGAUCUACGACACCUAUACCUAUACCUAUACCUAUACCUAUACCUCCCUUGUUUAGUUUGGCUAUCUGUCUCUUCUCGGUAUCUUUCUCUCGGCGUUAUCUGGCAUUUUCUUUCCUUAACAUAUAUCCAUAUACUGAAUCCAAAUCUCCGACAUGUUUAACUUGGGGUAACAAUGCAUUGGUGUGGUCUUUUUGCAUUUCUUCCAUAUCCAAGAGGGCCAGCAAGGGUUUAGAUAUCUCUCUCAUCAGCUGGGACAGGUGCAUGUGAAACGGUGUACAGUAUGUAACGGGGCAACUCGGUCAGAGGGGUUAUAUAUAUAUCGGAAGGUGAAUUUGUUCUAUAUAAUGCAUGGUCUUACAAUCAACGCAUGAAUCAUUCAUUUACCUGAUUACAUUAUCUCAUGAAACGUGACUUUAAAUGACUAUGCAGGGUGUAUAUAUAUCGCAUGUUCACAAGAAAUAUUGUGAAAAGCCUUGUAAUCAAAUCAUAUCAAACAACCAGAAAAUGACCAAUUUGGUGAUCCUGAGGACUCAAUUACUCUAUCUGCUAUCUAGACGG